Messenger RNA from Trichoderma breve, 1416 nucleotides. Its product is annotated as major facilitator superfamily domain-containing protein. Gene Ontology annotation, biological process: spermine transport; transmembrane transport; spermidine transport. NCBI's taxonomy places the organism in Eukaryota, Fungi, Ascomycota, Sordariomycetes, Hypocreales, Hypocreaceae. Gene Ontology annotation, molecular function: spermine transmembrane transporter activity; spermidine transmembrane transporter activity. The record is from RefSeq and is a predicted model, not a curated record. The transcript has 5 exons. Bases 1 to 1416 code for a protein of 471 amino acids.
AUGAGUGUCUCCGGGGACCCAAAUUCGCUGGAAAGGGGUCAGAUUAACCUACCUGCUAACAGAGAAAAAGAUGAGCAUGAGCAAGGAAGUCAAGAUCAGCAGUCGCCCUAUCCCAACGAGCAAUGGGAUUGGGAGACAGAUCCACAUAAUCCAUACAAUUGGCCUGCAAGCAGAAAAGCAUGGCAGAUUGCCAUUGUUUCCUCAAUGGCAUUUACAGCAUCCUUCGGCACCUCAGUAAUGACUGCAGCUCCAGAACAACUCAUCAAUGAAUUCGGUGUGACGACAACACAAUCAAUUUUACCUCUUUCGCUCUAUGUCUUCGCUCUUGCGCUGGGACCAGUAAUCGGGGGACCGUUAUCGGAGACGAUUGGAAGAUAUUAUAUCUUCAUGAUAGGCGUCCUCAUUGGAGCUCUUUUCGCCAUCGGCUGUGGCACGGUACAAACCUUCGCUGGACUUUGCAUUCUUCGCUUUUUAUCUGGUCUCUUCUUCGCCCCCACGUUGGCAAUCUCCGGCGGAACUCUUAAUGAGAUAUAUAAGCCGGAACACCGAGGCAUACCAUCUACCUUUUUCAUUACGACACCUUUGCUGGGGCCAGGUUUCGGUCCUGUUAUUGGAGGUUUUGUUACGCAGAGAAAGGGCUGGCGAUGGACACAAUGGACAAUUAUUUUCUUUUCAAUCUUUAGCCUUCUUCUUGGUCUCCUUUUCGGCAGAGAAACGUUUCAUCCUAUUCUCAAGAAGCGCAAAGCAAAGCAAGUUGGACAGCCGAUACCACCGCCGCCACCUCUCCGUAUGAGGCUGAAGCUCUUCAUGACUGUUGCGCUUUUUCGGCCCUUACUCAUGCUGGCGAUCGAGCCAAUUACAACCCUAUUCUGCUUGUAUUCGGCGUUGGAGUUUGCCACUCUAUUCUCAUUUUUCGCUGCAAUUCCGUAUGUGUUCCAAGAAGUGUACCACUUCUCCACGGAGCAAGUGGGCUUGGUGUUCGUUUCCAUCAUCAUCGGCUGUGUUUUGGGCGCCAUAACACUUAUACUAUGCAACAAGUAUUUUUACCUUCCCCAAGUUACAAAAUAUCCUCCUCACCAGGUACCUCCGGAACAUCGGCUGUAUGCUGCUAUGAUCGGUAGUAUCGGUCUCCCUCUUGGGUUGUUUUGGUUUGGUUGGACCUCAAAGUCCGAUAUAUCUUGGGCCAGUCCCGCAGUUGCUAUUAUCCCAUUUACUUGGGGUAAUUUUUUAGCCAGAUAUAUUCUUUCCGGUGCAUUUCCACUCUUCACUACUCAAAUGUACAGGAACUUGGGCAUUGGCUGGGCAAGCAGCUUACUUGGCUUUUUCGCAGUGGCCCUUUUGCCGGUUCCGUGGAUUUUUUUCAAGUUUGGAAAGCUUAUUAGAUCAAAAAGCCGAUAUGAGGCGUCCAAAUUCUAA